UGCAGGGGUGGAGCGUAUCGACGGCUGCCUCUGAUGCUCCGUCAGCCUCACAACCAGAACGGCUGCAGCGAGCGACGGGAGAGGAGGAGGGGGGUUUGUCUGACACCGACGAAGGACGAGGCAGCUGGGGAUUUUUUGUUGUUGUCGGACUGCUGGAUCUGUGUGCUUUCCCCGUGCUUAAUAAACGCUCACUUCUGGGAAAUAUUAUUUGACUUCUGGGGAUGUACACAGAUAUGUUUUGUGCGUGUCUUUCAAAAGCCGUGAGAUUUGUAUUUUUUUAAGGAGUGUUUGAACUGUGGAGUUUUCCCUCGUCAUCAAAUGGAUGCAAGUGCGUGAGGGGAAUACUAAUAAACGGCGCGCUGCGUCCUGCGGAGGAACGCCGCUUCCCUUUUCCAUCGCCGCUCCAAAGGGGCCAAGCAGAGCCCAUCGACACUGUUUGCCGACCUGCGGGAUUUUACUGCCUCAACCCAAGAAUUAACUGAGCUGUGGAACCUUCGUUUCCAGUUUUUUGGGGGGAGGGUGGAUCCAAUCCUCCUGCGUGGGAGGGGGUGGAGGGCGCAUCAAAAUGGGGAACAGCUUCUCCAACAUCUCUGCCUUCCAGUCACUUCACAUCGUCAUGCUGGGCUUGGACUCUGCCGGUAAGACCACCGUUCUCUACAGGCUGAAAUUCAACGAAUUCGUCAACACCGUCCCCACGAUCGGCUUCAACACGGAGAAGAUCAGGCUGAGUAACGGCACGGCGAAGGGCAUCAGCUGUCACUUUUGGGACGUGGGUGGACAGGAGAAGCUGCGGCCCCUGUGGAAGUCCUACAGCCGCUGCACGGACGGCAUCAUCUACGUGGUGGACUCGGUGGACGUGGACCGGCUGGAGGAGGCCAAGACCGAGCUGCAUAAGGUCACCAAGUUCGCGGAGAACCAGGGCACGCCGCUGCUGGUCAUCGCCAACAAGCAGGACCUGCCCAGGUCCCUGCCGGUGGCCGACAUCGAGAAGCAGCUGGCCCUACACGAGCUCGCGCCGUCCACGACGUACCACGUUCAACCCGCGUGCGCCAUCAUCGGAGAGGGGCUUCACGAGGGCAUGGACAAGCUGUACGAGAUGAUCGUGAAGAGGAGGAAGUCUCUGAAGCAGAAGAAGAAGCAGCAGCGGUAACGUUGGCUGGAGCUGGACUCCGUCUCUGCCCGACCUGCUGUGAGGAAUCCUGGGUGCUGCCAUUUGCGGCGCCCGGUUCGGGUUGAUUUCCGGUUUGCAUCCAUCCUGUGUUAGGAGUUAAACCCGUCAAGCCCUUCUGAGUGAUGCUUUUGCACACAGACGGUUGCAGAGUUGUCAAAGGAACAUGAAACCAAAAAACAAACAAACAAACAAACAAAAACAAAAACAGAGACCUGUGAUCCAGAUACUUUGUGAGAGAAACGGGCUGGCCUGUUUUAUCUGCUGCUUUGUCUACAACUUUACAGGAACAGUUUGGCUGCUUUGGAUUUAGAUUCUGUUAAGUCAUCUCACCUCCAGUAGACAGAUGUCUUAUUGCAAAGAGUUGGUUAAAAGUGAGGAAAUUGUAAGAGUGA
This is a messenger RNA of Poecilia latipinna (sailfin molly), 1563 nucleotides long. RefSeq names its product ADP-ribosylation factor-like protein 4C. Lineage: Eukaryota; Metazoa; Chordata; Actinopteri; Cyprinodontiformes; Poeciliidae. Gene Ontology annotation, molecular function: GTPase activity; GTP binding. The transcript has a single exon. The coding region runs from base 566 to 1150 and encodes 194 amino acids. The record is from RefSeq and is a predicted model, not a curated record.